ACAGUUGACACUUUACAUUGUUUUGUUCUAUUCUAAUGUCAUAAAAUAAUGGUUCUUAUAAAUGUUUACACAAGAAACAUUAAAAUUAAGUAUAAAAGUACCCCAUUUUCCAAAGCUACUUUUUUAGUUUUAAUUACUGAAUUAUUUACAAUAAUUUUUUCAUUUAUCAUCGGCUAUAACACAGGAGGAUUCUGGUUGAAGCAGGCAACUUUUUAUGAGCAACCCAAAGUGUCUUUACUCGGGGAUUAUAUAUUAAUGGCCACAACAAAUAAUACUAGCCCUGUUGUUUGCAGCACAUACCCUUUUUUUAAAAAACGUUUGCAACAAUACAACUUCUGUUCAGUAAUAAAGUUUAGAGAAAUAGACCACGAAUUUGAUGGAAAGAAUGAUGAAGUAAUUGUAGAAAUAAGUUUAAAUCUUUACAAUUUUACGUUAAAAUCAAUAAACUUAGUGCUUCCAAUAAAAUACCAAUUAAGUGAUCUAUGUCCAUUAAAAAUGCAGUCGUUAAUCUUUUAUCAAUACAAUUUUCAGCAAUAUGACGUUGUGACUGAAUUGAAAAUUAACGCUCAUUUACAAUUUUUUCAAUCUAGUCCUAUUUUAUGUAGUAUAAGGUUCUCAGAAAUUUACAAUUUUCCAGUAAUUGAAAAUAAACCAGAAAGUAAAAACUAUGCAUUAGAGAAUAUUAUGGAAAAAUAUUUAAAACGAAAUUUUACAACACAUUUAACAAAUGUAUAUGCAGUAACAAAAACUGAAAACAAACAAACAUUUACUCUCAGAUUACUAUUAAAAUAUCCAGAGCACCAUAUUUAUUACAAUCCUGGAUUUUGGCAAAUACUAAAAACUGCGUGGAUUCAGUACAUAGCCAUUUAUAUUUUAUUAGCUUGGCUAUCUCGAAAAAUAAGGAAAUACAUUUUUAAUAACAGACUGGUGUGGUAUUAUGAAGAUUCUCCAAUAAAUAAGAAAUCAAAUAAACAUAUUUACAAUUUAAUGUCUUUCAUUUAAUAAUCCAUCAAAAAUAGUCUAUUGAAAUAAUUUGGUACACAAAAACUAAAGAGCAUAGGCAUAAUACAUUUUCUAUCAUAUCAAUUUUAAAAAUUUUGCAGCUACUUAUUAAAAAAAGAUUUAAUUGAAUUCUUGUUUUAAAAUAUAUUGUUAGAUAAUUAGGCUGAAUUAUUUUUUUUAUUGUAUAUUACAAAACUGUUUAAAUACUUAACUAAAAAAAAAACAGAUAUAAAAAGAAAUAAAUAACUUUUACAAUAUUUUAAUAAACAUUGGGUAGUUACUUCCUUUUAAUAAUAAAACAACACUCAUCCUCAAAUGAUUAAACAAAAAUAAUCUCUUCUACAUCAAAAUUUCAGUUCUGGAAAAGAUUGGUCUGAACUUAUUACAGGUACAUCAUUUCUGUUAUCUUCCACAAUAAUAACGUUCCUAAGCAUAUCAUCAACCUCUACUAGAAGGUAUCUGUAUUGAUAAUUCCCAGCACACCUGUACCAUAUCCAAUUGAGCAGUUCCAGAAUGAAAUGAGCCUUUUAGAUAGAACUUCAUUCGUAAGUGUUUUCUUCCAUCUCUUCCUAUGUAAGCUAAAUGAGAAACAUGUUGUCUUCUUCCUCUCCUAGUUUCUUCACCGUACGCACUUAUGGGAAGUCCUAAUUUAUCUUCUACUCGUGGAUCAGCUAUACAUUUUUUUACAGCUUUUGAAUAUAUGUUGUUUGGACUAUUACUUGAAAACAAUUCAUUGAAUACAGCGUAAAAUAAAGUACCUGUUACAGCAACUCCAAGAGCGAUAAUUCCUAAAUAAGACACAGUUUUCGUAGUUUCUUUUACUUUUUCUCCUAAGGGCUUUACAUUUGUAUCUAACUCAACUUUUUCAGAUUUUGUUGUUAAACUACUUUCUUUACUAGCUUUAUUUCGCUUAAAUACAUUGUUAUAUAGUAUUGGACUAAAUUUUAAAAUUGUCCUGUAGUUAACUAAACAUGGUUGAACAAAUUUAACUGGAAGCAUAUUUCUGAAAUUUUAUAUAAUUAAGUCAAUUAAAAACAAAUGUAUUAUUGGUCCAUGAAAACAUUUGCAUUGUAUAGUUAAUUAUGCAAAAUAAAGUAACUACAUACAAACGAAAAUCUAAUUUUUUGACAUUUUAAUUCUUAACAAAACAACCUAUAACCUAUAAAUUAAAAAUCUUCUUUUUUCUGUAACUCCUUAGAUAAUAUAUGUACAGAUAGG
Molecule: messenger RNA, 2220 nt
Organism: Psylliodes chrysocephalus
Lineage: Eukaryota; Metazoa; Arthropoda; Insecta; Coleoptera; Chrysomelidae
Source: the annotation of a GenBank genome assembly